Messenger RNA from Lynx canadensis (Canada lynx), 3627 nucleotides. It is a transcript of the gene MEGF11, whose product is annotated as multiple EGF like domains 11. The coding region runs from base 79 to 3627 and encodes 1182 amino acids. Gene Ontology annotation, cellular component: membrane. Gene Ontology annotation, molecular function: scavenger receptor activity; protein binding. The transcript has 27 exons. The record is from RefSeq and is a predicted model, not a curated record. NCBI's taxonomy places the organism in Eukaryota, Metazoa, Chordata, Mammalia, Carnivora, Felidae.
CUCUACUUUGGGAUUGUCAUCCAGUGUCCCUGGUGUUCAUGAAAUUGAGAUGAUAGUAGAAAUUACAGAAAAUAGAAGAUGACUGCGAAGUCCUUGUGUGGCUGGCCCGGGAUGGCACUCUCGGUGACAGGGCUCACUGUCUUCUCUCUCCUGCAAACUGCCCUCUCCCUGAACCCCGAGGACCCCAACGUGUGCAGCCACUGGGAGAGCUAUGCGGUGACCGUCCAGGAGUCCUAUGCACACCCCUUCGACCAGAUCUACUACACGCGGUGCACAGAUAUCCUCAGCUGGUUCAAGUGCACCAGGCACCGGAUCAGUUAUAAGACGGCGUAUCGGCGUGGCCUCCGGACCAUGUACCGGCGCAGGUCCCAGUGUUGCCCUGGCUACUACGAGAAUGGAGACUUCUGCAUACCCCUGUGUACGGAAGAGUGUGUGCACGGCCGCUGUGUUUCCCCGGACACCUGCCACUGUGAGCCCGGCUGGGGAGGGCCCGACUGUUCCAGCGGCUGUGACAGCGACCACUGGGGCCCCCAUUGCAGCAAUCGGUGCCAAUGCCAGAAUGGAGCCCUGUGCAACCCCAUCACGGGCGCCUGCGUGUGUGCCGCCGGCUUCCGCGGCUGGCGCUGCGAGGAGCUCUGUGCGCCGGGCACCCACGGCAAGGGCUGCCAGCUGCAGUGCCAGUGCCGCCACGGAGCCAGCUGCGACCCCCGCACCGGCCAGUGCCUCUGCGCGCCGGGCUACACCGGAGUCUACUGUGAGGAGCUGUGUCCACCUGGAAGCCACGGGGCUUACUGUGAGCUGCGCUGCCCCUGCCAGAAUGGGGGCACCUGCCACCACAUCACUGGAGAGUGUGCCUGCCCCCCAGGCUGGACGGGAGCAGUGUGUGCCCAGCCCUGCCCACCAGGGACAUUCGGCCAGAACUGCAGCCAGGACUGUCCUUGCCACCAUGGAGGGCAGUGUGAUCAUGUGACUGGACGGUGCCACUGCACAGCUGGCUACAUGGGGGACAGGUGCCAAGAGGAAUGCCCGUUUGGGACCUUCGGCUUCCAGUGCUCACAGCGCUGUGACUGUCACAACGGAGGCCAGUGCUCGCCCACCACCGGCGCCUGCGAGUGUGAUCCCGGCUACAAAGGCCCCCGCUGCCAGGAGCGGCUGUGCCCCGAGGGACUGUAUGGCUUGGGCUGUGCCUUGCCCUGCCCUUGUGAUGCCGACAACACCAUCAGCUGCCACCCAGUAACUGGAGCGUGCACCUGCCAGCCAGGCUGGUCUGGCCACCACUGCAACGAGUCCUGCCCUGCUGGCUACUAUGGCAAUGGCUGCCAGCUGCCUUGCACCUGUCAGAACGGCGCCGACUGCCACAGCAUCACUGGGAGCUGCACUUGUGCCCCAGGCUUCAUGGGAGAGGUCUGUGCAGUUCCAUGUGCCACGGGGACCUACGGCCCCAACUGCUCAUCCGUCUGUACCUGUAACAACGGUGGUACCUGCUCCCCCGUGGAUGGCUCCUGCACCUGCAAGGAAGGGUGGCAAGGCCUGGACUGCACCCUGCCGUGUCCCAGCGGGACGUGGGGCCUGGACUGCAAUGAGAGCUGCACGUGUGCCAACGGGGCAGCCUGCAGCCCCGCCGAUGGCUCCUGCUCCUGUGCCCCUGGCUGGCUCGGAGACACCUGCGAACUGCCCUGCCCGGAUGGCACAUUUGGGCUAAACUGCAGUGAGCGUUGUGACUGCAGCCAUGCGGACGGCUGUGAUCCUGUCACAGGUCACUGCUGCUGCCUGGCCGGAUGGACAGGCAUCCGCUGUGACAGCAUGUGUCCACCUGGUCGCUGGGGCCCCAACUGCUCCGUCUCCUGCAGCUGCGAGAACGGUGGCUCCUGCUCCCCAGAGGAUGGGAGCUGUGAGUGUGCCCCUGGCUUCCGAGGACCCUUGUGCCAGAGAAUCUGCCCCCCUGGCUUCUAUGGCCAUGGCUGCGCCCAGCCAUGUCCCCUCUGCGUGCACAGCAGUGGUCCCUGCCACCACAUCAGUGGCAUCUGUGAGUGCCUCCCUGGAUUCUCCGGAGCCCUCUGCAACCAAGUGUGUGCCGGAGGGCGCUUUGGACAGGAUUGCGCCCAGCUCUGCUCCUGUGCCAACAACGGGACCUGCAGCCCCAUCGAUGGCUCCUGCCAGUGCUUCCCUGGAUGGAUUGGCAAGGACUGCUCACAGGCUUGCCCACCAGGGUUCUGGGGCCCCGCCUGCUUCCACACGUGUAGCUGCCACAACGGGGGACGCUGUAGCGCCGAGGAUGGGGCCUGCCACUGCACCCCUGGCUGGACUGGACUCUUCUGCACUCAGCGCUGCCCCGCAGCGUUUUACGGGAAGGACUGUGGGCGUGUGUGCCAGUGUCAGAAUGGCGCCAGCUGUGACCACAUCAGCGGCAAGUGCACCUGCCGCACGGGCUUCACCGGGCGACACUGCGAGCAGAGAUGUGCCCCAGGAACCUUUGGCUAUGGGUGUCAGCAGCUAUGUGAGUGCAUGAACAACGCCACCUGUGACCACGUCACCGGCACCUGUUAUUGCAGCUCUGGAUUCAAAGGAAUACGGUGUGACCAAGCUGCCCUCAUGAUGGAGGAGCUGAAUCCCUACACCAAGAUCAGCCCGGCGCUGGGUGCAGAGCGGCACUCGGUGGGUGCUGUCACAGGCAUCGUCCUCCUGUUGUUCCUCAUUGUGGUGCUGUUGGGCCUGUUCGCCUGGCGCCGGCGGCGACAGAAAGAGAAAGGCCGUGACCUGGCUCCCCGUGUCUCCUACACACCUGCCAUGAGGAUGACCAGCACGGACUACUCACUCUCAGAUUUGUCUCAAAGUAGCAGCCAUGCCCAGUGCUUUUCCAAUUCCAGCUACCACGCACUGGCGUGCGGGGGGCCUGCCACCAGCCAGGCCAGCACUCUGGACAGGAACAGCCCCACCAAGCUCAGUAACAAGUCCCUUGACAGAGAAACAGCAGGCUGGACCCCAUACAGCUUUGUGAACGUGUUAGAUGCAGGCAAAAGAUGCACUCACCAUCUGAGAAAGGGACCCUUCCCUGAGCCAGGCCCUGCCAAAGUACUUCUUUUCAAGGACUGCUUCCUCUGCCCUGAUGUCCUGAUCAGUGCCCUGGAGGCCAGGUACCCGCCCGAGGACUUCUACAUUGAACUUAGACACCUCAGCCGCCCCGCUGAGCCACACUCACCAGGUGCUUGUGGAAUGGACAGACGUCAGAACACAUACAUUAUGGACAAAGGCUUCAAAGAUUACAUGAAAGAAUCCGUGUGCAGUUCUAGCACUUGUUCCUUGAAUAGCAGCGAAAACCCUUACGCCACAAUUAAGGACCCACCCAUCCUCACCUGCAAGCUUCCAGAAAGCAGCUAUGUAGAAAUGAAGUCGCCUGUGCACAGAGGGUCUCCGUACACAGAUAUACCAUCCUUGUCGACAUCUAAUAAAAAUAUAUAUGAAGUUGAGCCCACAAUCAGUGUGGUCCAAGAAGGCCUCGGUCAUAACUCCAGCUAUAUCCAGAAUCCAUACGACCUACCUAGGAACAGCCAUAUUCCUGGUCAUUAUGACCUCCUCCCAGUAAGACAAAGCCCUGCCAAUGGGCCCUCCCAGGACAAGCAGUCUUAA